Molecule: messenger RNA, 993 nt
Organism: Lycium ferocissimum
Lineage: Eukaryota; Viridiplantae; Streptophyta; Magnoliopsida; Solanales; Solanaceae
Product: glycosyltransferase family protein 64 C3-like
Exons: 1
Coding region: 1-993 (330 amino acids)
Cellular component (GO): membrane
Molecular function (GO): glycosyltransferase activity
Source: RefSeq, a predicted model, not a curated record
AUGAAGAACUCAAACGCCGGCUUUUCCUUACAUGCAGUAAUUAUAAUCUUAUCCAUGCCCCUUUUCGUCUCUUCACUCCGAAUCAGACCACGCCUUUCGGACCCAUGCAACCGUCCCCCGGCAGACCCGCUAACACUCCAAACCGAUCAACUAACAGUACUAAUCAACGGCUACUCCGAACACCGUAUCCCACUCCUCCAAUCAAUCGCCGCCACGUAUGCUUCCGCAUCCUCCGUCGCCGCCGUCGUCAUCCUCUGGGGAAACCCUACAACUCCGCCGCAAAUCCUCUCUGAUCUAACCGAAUCCCUUGCCACGUCAUCAACUCCGAUCUCUAUACUCCGGCAACUUUCGUCAAGCCUCAACCUCCGUUUCUACCCGCACAAAUCGAUCACUACACGUGCGGUGCUUAUUUGCGAUGACGACAUCGAACCCGACCCGGAAUCCGUGAACUUUGCGUUUAACGUGUGGAAAUCCAACCCGGAUCGAUUAAUUGGAUUCUUCGUCAGAUCGCACAACUACGACCUAACGCAAAAAUCAUGGAUCUACACCAUGGAAAACAACAAAUACUCCAUCGUAUUAACAAAAUUCAUGAUCGUGAACUUACAAUACCUCCACGAAUACACAUGCAACGAAGAAUUCGCAAAACUGAGGGCAAAAGUGGAAGAAAAGAACAACUGCGAGGACAUACUGAUGAAUUUUGUGGUGGCGGAGGAGGUGAAAAAGGGUCCAAUUUUGGUGGGUGCGAAGAGGGUUAGGGAUUGGGGAGAUGCGAGGAACAAAGGUGGGGAAAUGAAGGAAAGGGAAGUGGGUUUGAGUAGUAGAAAAAAGGAGCAUAGGAAGAGAAGAGGAGAAUGUAUUGCUGAGUUUCAUAGAUUAUUGGGGAAGAUGCCAUUGAGGUAUAGUUAUGGGAAAGUUGUGGACUCCAUUGGAGAACAAGGUCUAUGUGAGAAAGGUGGUAAGUUGGUAUAUUGUGAUAGGCAGAUUUUCAGAUGA